UUCAUUCAUAAGACCAGAUCUGCUACUGUGCACCGUAAUACAAGCUAACGUCCUCCGGCACACACUCAGCGGACUUUAUGGAUCUAUAAUCGCACAUUUGACGAGCGGAUAAAGGUGAACGCUCCGAGGAUUAAAGCUAAACCAGAGGACUUCUUCUUAACACAUUGAAUACGGACGCUUUCCCCCUUAAAGCGGGGAACUGGAUUAAGCUUCUUCAUGCAACUUUUUUGGAAAGAAACCAAGAGCAUCUCACCGGGGAAUACCAAAAAGAUCAGUAACGUACCUCUCCUUUAGUAAUCUUCUUGUGUGUGCCCACUGCCCCGCCGUUGCAGGUGACGUCGCGCUCUCUCUGAUAACAGCAGGUGUCGCGUUCUCUCUCAGUCCCUCCGGGGAAAUGUACCAAGGGUUCCCCGGCGACCCAGACAGCGGAUCCCGAGGAAGCUCCUCUCCAUCUAUAGAGUCCCAGUAUCUUUCCUCCGUGGACUCCUUCGGGAGCCCGCCGACCACCAGUGCCCCGCAGCUUGAUUUGUUCAUGUCUUCUGAUCAGGAGUGUGUAUCAGCGGGAGCUGGCUUGAGCAUUGUGGGUAGCGGGCCAGGGGCCAGCGUCGGAGGGGAGAUGCCCGGUUCAUUUGUGCCCACCGUCACCGCCAUCACCACCAGUCAGGAUCUGCAGUGGAUGGUUCAGCCGACCCUCGUCUCCUCCCAGGCCUCUGGACAGAGUGGUACCACUGGGACCACAACUAUGACCCAGCCAGUGUCGCUGGUUGACCCGUAUGACAUGCCAGGCCCUAGUUAUUCCUCAGGGUCUGCCUUCACCCCUCCAAGCUCGGAAACUCCAGGCCCAGCUCCGGGCCCCAUCCGCCAGUCCAGAACCCGCAGCCGCCGUGCAAGAGAAGAGUCUGUGAGUGAAGAUGGAGAUGUUGGUGUGUUACUAACACCUGAGGAGGAGGAGAAGAGGCGUGUUCGGCGAGAGAGAAACAAGUUGGCCGCCGCCAAAUGUAGAAACCGCCGACGAGAACUCACAGACAGACUGCAGUCGGAGACGGACAUACUGGAGGAGGAGAAGGCAGAGCUGGAGGCUGAGAUCUCCGAGCUGCAGAAGGAGAAGGAGCGCCUGGAGUUUGUCCUGGUGGCGCACCAGCCGAACUGUAAGAUCCCGUACCAGGAGCAAUCUCAGCAUGGCUCGGCGCAGCUCCCUCCGGUCCAGCCCCAGCUCCCUCCCCAGACCCUACAACCUCCUGUCUCCAUUGUGGGCUUGGCUGUGAAAGAAGACACUUUCUAUCUGCCUCCUGCCUACUCAGCCCAUCCGGCCUCCACACAGUCCCAGCCUCCGGUUCAGCAGCAAGUCCAGCAGCAGCCUCAGCCAGGGAUAAUGCAGGAGGUAGAGUUUUCUAGUUCUUUCUAUGGCUCAAGUGAGCCGGCACCAGGCGGGCCGUGCCUCAUGGCCAGCGACAGUGGUGGUGGUGGUGGUAACCAUGACGAUGCGGCCAUUGGCAGCUACAACACCUCAUACACAUCUUCAUUUGUGUUCACCUACCCAGAGGGAGCCUGCGGGGUCAGUGCCAACCAGCGGAACAGCAGUAGCGAGCAGUCAUCUGAUUCCCUGAACUCGCCUUCGCUGCUGGCGCUUUGACUGACCGACAGAUACACACGCACACAUAUUGACAAGCACAUACAUAAUGCUCGCUGGAAGUAGAGGCUGAGGCAAGUACAUGCAGAGUACCUAUCAGUCUCAUAGAUUGAGAGAAAAAAAAACAACAACAACCAAUCAUUUGUUUCUGAUUGGGUUAAAGUUUACACAUUCAUGCAUUCCAAACAAGAGCCAUACAGAUAGUUGCACAUGAAUAACAUUAGAUCUAACCUUUAACAUAUAAACCAUUUCUUGUUUUGUAUUAUCAGAAUAUCUGCAACUGGACCAGAUAAGUGAAUAAAAACUGAGUCACAAAAUCACGUCCGAGUUGCCAAUCUCAAGUGCUCUGAAUUAACAUAUUAAUUCACAAUGAAUAUUCUCAGUCUACAGCCUGUACAGUACAUUGAGUUAAGAUACCACAAGCUCACUUCACACUCCGACAAGCACCAGUGCCCCCAACUUGUUCCCUCUGUCGGUUGACUUUUACCAGUGCUCUUGCUUUCAUCCUUUUCCAUCCUUUUCUCCCUUCUUCCUCUCGCUGAAUGUAUUUGUGCAAAGCUGAAAUAGGGACAAAGGACACUUUUGUUCUGGGUCUUUUCUUGUGGGGAGACAGACUGCUGAUUUCUCGCUCACCUCUAACCCCUCAUCUGCUCGACCUCCCUCUGCUUCUUCAUCUGCUGCUUGGACUUUGCAAGUUGGGGAUCUGAGUAUCACAGCCUCCUCUAAAUCUUGUGCUUUCUUCUCUGGUUUAAAAAAAAAAAAAAGUUCUUCUGCCGUCUGCCUACCUGCCAUGCGACCCAUCUCUGCCCAUCUCUGUUUCUCCUCUUCUGUCUCUGUGUUUCUCCCUGUCUCUGAAGUCUUCGACCCCAGAGAGCCCGAAGACCCCCUCCAGCCCUUGGGACCUUGAGUGAAUGACGGCCCAACUAACACGCCCUUUUGCACCCUCUCAUACAAGGACAUGGACGCAAACCCCCCUACCCCCCCAUACAGAAGAACCUUUUUUUCUUGGAGCAUAUUGCUCAAAGCAGAGUCUCACAGUGAGCAGCAGCUAAAUACCUUUACACACACACAUAGACGCAUAAUUGACGAACGCAAAAUGCAAGACGGACGUCACUGUCUUCUGCUGAGCCAUUUUUCGACGUUCACACAAUGAAGAUUAGACUCGUCUUACGUUGUGAGGCCGGUUAAAGGUGAGGAUGGAGAGAGGUUUAGCGGGAAGGACGGACAGGAAGUGCAACCAAGCGGGACAGACAAAUGGAGAGAUGAUGGAUAAAGAGGAUGACGCCCAUCCUCGCCAUCCAUUUUUGGAACCAAAUGUUGAAAACGCAAAAAGAGCCAAAUGUUAAAAACAAAGAAAAAAAAAAAGAAAAAAAAAAAAUCCUGCUCUUGCCAACUGUGUGGAAGGGUGGCCUCAGUACAAACACCUCCAUACCACAGAGCCUCAUCACCCUGGGCCUACAUGAGUAUAUUCACACCAUCGCUUUCAAGUCUCUGAACUGAAGAUACAGACGUUUUGUUGCAGCGCACCAGCUCCGUGUUUUGCUCAGAAUCAAUCAGAUGUGAACCGAUGCCUUUAUUUAGAGAAGAGACAUUUUUCUUUUAUAUAGUGAUUCAGACAACCUCUAAACAUUUGGGCUCAGUGGUCUCUGUGCCUCCCCUUUUCUCUCAGCGGAGACGAGGCGGGGGUGCGUUUAUUGUGAGUGCGUCCACUCUGAGGCACCUGGCCCGUUUAUUUCUUUCUUUAUUGAGGUUGACGUGGCGAGCGAGCACAAAGCAAGACCUGGAAACAAAAAAGGGGAGAACAUGUGGGCUGAUGUCGUGGAGCGUGCGUCUUUUCUUUGCCUGUGAAUUUGUAAAAUUUGUUUUUCUCCUGUAUGUUUGAGUGAGAACUGUUAUAUAUUUUAAUGUUUAUGUUUUUCGUGUGUUUGAUUGUUUUGCAUUGACCUCUGCUUUCACUUGUAUUGUUGCCAUUUCUUUUUUUUGUUUGUUGAUUUUUAUUUUUUUAACCUGGUGAUUUUCUCAUAACUGUUACUAUUAUUAUUGCAUCGUAACUAUUGUUUCAUUAUUUUAUUGUAUUUUCAUUUGGCAACUUUGGAGGCAUGUUGUGCACUACAAAAAAAAAUCUAAUUAUAAAUCUAUAUGCAUACAUAUAUACAGGUAACAUGUAUAUAUAAGUGUAUGUACCAUGAUUGUAAAGUAUGAAUGUCUGCAGAUCUAAAUGGGAUAUUUUUGUCAAUGAAGAACAAGAUAAAAUGUUACUGAGGUUUAGUUUUAAAAAUGAAUAUUUUUCUAAAGGAACAAGAAAAAAAACUAUAAUAAAUCUAAAGAACUGCCCUGUCCCUCAACAUGAAGCACGAUGUCACUGCCUCUAACAAAUGUGUAUUUAUGCUUUAUAAACAAUAUAAAGCACUAUACAAGUUACAUUAAAUGUAUGUUUAUAAUUAUGGUGUAAGAAGGUUGUGGUAACGCCUUUGUUUUGUUUGUUUGUUUUUCUCUGUGAGGUCUGUCCCAAAGCUACUGACCAUAACGCCACUUGAUCCUUAACAGCUGCAAAAUGAGGAAAAAAAAAUAGUGUGAUUGAAUGUCAAUACACAUAUUAAAAAGUGUUAAGACUGCAACAUAAUGACUAAACUGUUUCAUUUAAGGACAACGUAUUUCAUACCCAGAAUGCAUUUCUGUCCAAUAUAAACAUAUCACUUAACAACGUUGUUAUUUCCUAACUGAAAUAUGUGUUUGAAGGAUAACUGCAGUUUUAGCCUCGAUAUGAACAUAACCAUGUUAAUCCAUUCUUGUACUCGAGCAAAUAUGUUGUCUAAUUGAGAUUAACAUUUCUUGUGAUUGUAUUUGCUGGAUAAGAAGCUUUAUUUUCAAUAAAUAAACAUGUUUAUUCAAAAACAACGGCCAGAUUAAUGGUAUAAAUUUGUGAUUUUAAAAUUUCAGAUGUGGCUCUCGGUGGUCAGAAAAUGGGCAGACCUCAGUUUUUUUAAAUGUUGAAUAAGGACUGUGUUUGUACAGAUGUUGGAGAUGCCUUUUGAUUUCUCUCCAAAUGCAAAUGUGAUGAGAAUAUGUUCUGGAGUCAGAAUAAGCAUAAAACAUAUUCACUAUAGUUCUCAUGUACAUAGGUUUUUGUGGUGCUACUUAUAGUAUACUAUAACAGCGAGGCAGUUUCACAUUGUAUGGUGGAAGGCUACACAUUGCUGUUGCUGAGGCUCCAGACCAAUUAACGCACUGCUUGUCUCAUCGGGACGUUUAAUUCAGAAUGGAAGCCAAUAACACAGUGAAUUCCCAGCAGCUGAAGCUCUGAGAGCCCAGUAAUCACUCUGUGAUUUUAUUAUGGUUUAAUAUCAAUUGCCUGCUACAUCUUUAAGUGUGAUAAACAGAUCUCAGAGGGCCCUUGUACUGUACCUGCACUCCAUACUUAACGCCCCAGAUCACCACACAACACAUUUGUCUCAUUCCUUCAUCUAGUUCCUUUGGCUUGAAUUUGCUUUAAAUCAUUUUUUCUGUAAGUUUACAAUCACCAACGGGUUGCAGAUGAAUUGGAAAAGGAGAAGUAUUUAGCUACUAGUUAUAUGACAGAGAAACUGCCUGCACCUACUUGUACUGUACAACGGCUAUGUAAGCAUUAACUAAACAAGAGCUUUCCUAUUUUUCUAUGAUGAGGUGAAUGUUGCUAUGUAUUCCUAUUUUUCCACAAGUCCCAUAUGCGCUCUGAUUUCUUAUUUUCCCUGGUAUGAAAUGCAAUACUUAUUAUCCUCUUGGAUAAACAUAAUGUAGCGAAUCACGCAGUGCUCAAACUGACUGCUACAAAAUGUCAAGUGUGAUGAUGUAUUGCUUUGAUUAUCAAUUUCUUUUGUUACAAUAUUAAAAGUUAUCCAAAAUAUCAUAUCAAUAACAUUUGGGCUUCAGACAAUCUUCAUAAAGAAGUUAUAGUACAAUUUAUCUAAAAAAUAUCUUUCUUUUUUAAGUGAUGAUGUGCAGAGACACUAGCAAGGUUCAUCCAUUUCAAAAAGCAAAUUCUUCUUUUCAAAUCCAUUUCGCCUAUCAAUGUUUCAUCAAUCUUUGUAACUAUUUACUCUGUUUUUCUUUCACUGGGAGUAAAGGUUGUCAUGUUUGGAAAUGGAGGAUAUAUGUUUCAAUACAUUUUGAGCAAAAGGCCCAAAGAAACCAUGCUCUAGAUGUGACACUGUCAGACUGAAAGACAAAUAUAAUUCAGGGUGCAUAGAUUAUUACAUAACUCGCUCAUGAAGGUGCUCUGGUAUCAAAGUGUCUGUUUUUUUCAGUGCAACACAGCUUACUAGUUUUCUGCACAUCACUAUAAAGUUUACUUAUUUUUAUAACCUCACUUUCAUUUGCUUUUACUCUUGAAGAGGACCAAAGUGUGACAAAUUUGCCAUGUUGCUUUUUGCAGUCACUGCUCUCUGACCUUCUGUGUCCAUAUUUCAGCUUCGGGCUCUUUUUGCUGUCUUAUAAAAGUUUACAUUAUAAAGGUUUUUUUCUUGGUUUCUAGACUGCAAAAGCUGGGUAAGCUGUCUCCUUUAAUGGUUUGACCAAAUGCCAUUUAUUUCCAAUUUGUGAAGAAAUUACAUAAAUAAACUACAUAUUAUGAGG
Messenger RNA from Epinephelus moara (kelp grouper), 6241 nucleotides. It is a transcript of the gene fosb, whose product is annotated as FBJ murine osteosarcoma viral oncogene homolog B. Gene Ontology annotation, cellular component: nucleus. Lineage: Eukaryota; Metazoa; Chordata; Actinopteri; Perciformes; Serranidae. The transcript has 5 exons. Bases 395 to 1633 code for a protein of 412 amino acids. The record is from RefSeq and is a predicted model, not a curated record. Gene Ontology annotation, molecular function: RNA polymerase II cis-regulatory region sequence-specific DNA binding; DNA-binding transcription factor activity, RNA polymerase II-specific. Gene Ontology annotation, biological process: regulation of transcription by RNA polymerase II.